UUGUGGGUGGCGACAUAGACAAGAGGCGUUUCUGGUUCAUGCAAGUGUGAAAUAAUUACAAAUAACAGGUCUGAGUGAAGUUUGAGAUAGAGAAACGUUCUCGGUGCUAGUAAUUUCGUUCGUGUGUCAAUCCGCUUGUUAUUUAUUUGCAUAUAUUUCGGUAACACAUGCAGCGUCCUGUCACUUGUUGACGAUUGAGAGCACUUGGUGGAGAGAGAGAGAGUGUGGGCGUCCACGACUCCACUUCUUGCCAGGGUUGAAAUCAUUAGUCCAAAACGUUUUGUUAUGGAAAUCGUUUACUCCAAACGGAAAACGUUUUGCAACGAAAACAAGAGUUUCUCAAUAGACACAUUUUGGUAGGUCCCUCCCCGUUUCGUGUCCAUUUGCUUCGGUUUGGUUUCUACUGAAUACACCCCUGGCAAUGCUCCGAAAUCACAAGUGAGACGCUCAACUAAACCUAGCCAAAUCGAAUUGAGACUUCACAUUUGGUUCAAACAGAGGACAUACUUCCCGGGACAGAGAACUCUUUGGAGCCGAAGUCAUGAACGUACAGGUGGCAGAGUAACCGCAGGACAUCGAGGCUGUUCUUCGCUGCAGUCUUUCCUCCAGACUCUCUCGCUUUCAUCUUCCCUUUCCCAUACCCACUUGGCUUCCCUUCGCUCGUUCUCUACCUGCACCUCUAUCCCUCCUUCCUUGACUCCCUCCAUCCGGCCGUCCAUCCUUCCUUGACUCCCUCCAUCCGGCCGUCCAUCCUUCCUUGAGUCUCCCUCCAUUCGGCGGCUUUGCCAUCAUGCGUCGGUUCAGCUCAGAGGGGUCCCUACUGGAUAUGGACUUCCUGCCAUGGAAGAAGGUGGCGCUGAAGGACCAGAACUACCACAGCCGGGACGGGGAUUCAGGCACCUACACCCCCUACCUGGAGGAGGACGAACUGGAUAGGCGGACCACCUCUUUCCCCCCCACCCCCAUCAUCCUGGAGCCUGGGGCCAGGGUGGAGCUGGGCAAGGAGCACAGCGUCAGCGUGGAGAACGUCACUGAACUGGGGAAGCUAGAGGGUAAGGGUCAUCUGGGAGUGGUGAACCUCAGUGAAGGAUGCAGGGCGUACAGUGACGGGCAGUUGGCGCCGGCGACUUCGGGUAGCAGCACAGAGAGCGUGGGCAGGGACGACCAGCCUCCGACCUCUCCCUCGUACUCAACCUUUGGCUCCAGCCCCUUCUCCUUCAAGUCACAGCAACGGUCCCACGCCAGAGCCAAGCUGUCAACAGCCAAGCUACACCUGAAGAGCCUGUUUGGGCAGAGUCCCCAUUCAUCACACUCCAACCUGUUUGACCCGGAGCAGAAAAAACAGAAAGACCGUGCUAAAGAGCAGCAGUCUCGCCUCCUGUUCCUUCGCCAAUGGAGUCAGGUGGGCCACAUCAAGGCCAAGUUCAGCCGGGAGGAACUGGAUAAGUGGGCUGAGUCGCUGGACGCCCUCCUGGUUAGUCGGACGGGCUUGUCUGUGUUUGGAGCAUUCCUUCGCUCAGAGUUUAGUGAGGAGAAUCUGCAGUUCUAUCUGGCUUGUGAGCAGUACAGAAACUCCUCCAACAACUUCAGCCUGCACAGACGGGCCAAGGAGAUCACGGUCACCUAUAUCGAGGCGGGGGCACCACGAGAGGUGAACUUGGACAGUAAGACCAGAGAACUAACCACACAGCUCCUACAGGCCCCAUCACGCACCUCCCUGUCCCACGCCCAGAAAUGCAUCUACUCCCUCCUGGAUACAGACUGCUACCCCCGCUUCCUCCAGUCCUCCAUCUACCUCAGCCUGCUAGGCCAGGCUGACUAGAGACGAAGGGCUCCAUUCAAUCCAUAUCGGCAAAGUUCAGCACUAUAGCACAAAUUGAAAUUUAAAGGCAAUGUUCCCCGCGUUCACGGAGACUGCAUUUCACGUUAAACGCUACUGCAUAUUUUGGCUCAAUACCAAUUGAAUGGAGACAUUAUUCUCCAAUCUCCACCCUUUUCCCAAAGUGUACACUCUCUUGCGUGGAUUCAACAGUGGUGGAAAGGAAACUCUUUCCAUCCAACACUUACACCAAUCCAGUGCUUUUGAAAUCCAUGACAGGGAGGGAGUGUGCAAGUGCACACUUUUUUGAAAAAGGGUGGAGAACUGUUGUAGAUAUGGGGCAGAAGUGGGGACAGUUGCAGGAGAUGCAGUUACAAUGUAGAGUUAAAUAGGGUUUAGGGGGGGCAGGGUUUUGGGUUUAGUCAUUUCAGUAGAGGUGAUGAGCAGGCUUGUGUUCAUUAGGGCAUGGAACAGAAAAAACGUUUUAAAAAUGUUUUGCAACGGAAAACAAAAUUGAG
This is a messenger RNA of Coregonus clupeaformis (lake whitefish), 2337 nucleotides long. Its product is annotated as regulator of G-protein signaling 3. The transcript has 6 exons. The record is from RefSeq and is a predicted model, not a curated record. The coding region runs from base 791 to 1822 and encodes 343 amino acids. Lineage: Eukaryota; Metazoa; Chordata; Actinopteri; Salmoniformes; Salmonidae.